AUGCUUUUGGUAAGGGCGUUCGUCAAAAAUCUUGUUCAUAACACCCCCACCUGAGUCCCGCCACGAAAACAACUUGUGGCAAAAUAUCCGGAAAAUUUCAGAAAUUUCUUGAAAAAAUUGUUACUAAAAUUCUUGUUUGUUCCUGUUAGGUUGUUAUUGUCAUCAUUAUGUCGAAUCAAGUAAGUUGAAAUCGUUUUUUCUUUGGACAUCUUACUUUAGGUUGAAUUGAAAGCCGAUUUGAGCGAGUUGGAAGCCCUGCGGGCCCAAAGUCUUCGUCCGAAUGUUCAGAAGUUCUUGGAGAAAGAGAUUUUGCUGGCCAACGAGCGACUGAACAAAAGUGUAAGGCAUUUUUGAAAAUUGGACAUUGAUUUACCUACUGUAAUAAAACAUUUAUCUGCAGGUCCAAGCUGAAGCCAGGCGAGCUGCAUCGACUGCUGCGGCCUCAUCAACCGGUUCUGCUCCUAGGCCGUUGAAGAAAAUCACAACUUUCGGUAUGUUUUUGGGGUGACAGCCAUUUUCGUUUUUUAGAGUGUCUAAGCUAAUAUAAGCUGUAUUUCCAAAAAUUUUAGCUUACGAUGAAAGUGACAAGUUCGUGAAGCUCUAUUACACCCUGAACGGCAUUCAGAACCAUCCAGCCGACCGAAUUGAGAGCAAAAUCGACGAAGAGUAAGUGUUUUCCAUUUUGUUUCUGUCUUUAGAUGGUCAUGGCUAAUAUUGCCGAUUUCAGCUCAUUCCUGGUACGAAUCAGCGAUUUCAACGGUUUUGAUUACGAGUUCUCUGCGCGAGGGCUCAGUUACGCCAUUGAUGCAAGCAAAAGUAUCGUGAAAGUAAGAAGAAAACAUCAAAACCAUUCGACCACCUACACUGAUCAUGGAUAAUAAAAAUUUCCUCUUUUCAGCCAAAAACCGACCUGGUUCUGGUGAUGUUGAAGAAGCAGGAGGAGGGAAAGACCUGGGGCAAGCUGUUAAAGUUGGAAAAGGCGGCAAAGAUUGAUCUGCCGGACAUGGAGGAGAACCCGGAUCCGCAAGCCAGUCUGAUGAACAUGAUGAAGAAAAUGUACGACGAAGGCGACGAUGAGAUGAAACGGACCAUCAAGAAGGCCAUGUACGAAAGUCAGCAGAAGAAGGAGGCCGGAUUCGGGCUGGAGUAG
Messenger RNA from Bursaphelenchus xylophilus (pine wood nematode), 1150 nucleotides. NCBI's taxonomy places the organism in Eukaryota, Metazoa, Nematoda, Chromadorea, Rhabditida, Aphelenchoididae. The record is from the annotation of a GenBank genome assembly.